CUGAUGUCUCCUGACCACCUGCCAUCGUGUCCUGAUAUUCACAUGUUAAUAAAGCUUGAUUACAUUUAAAUUCAACACAGGACUUCAGACGAAAACUUUCAAACUUAAACUCAAAGUGAAAAACAAAAACCGUCACAAAAAAGAAACUGUCCAAACCUUUUUACACUGAGUGGAUGUAAAAUAAUAUUCAGAAAUAUAAAAUAUAUAUGUAUAAUGACCUGAGCCUUCUCCAAACAGCUGUUAUUAAACGGCAACAUCGAGAAAUUAUAUAAAAAUAGCCUAUAAAAGUAAAAAUGUUUAAAACAGUAACCACCUGUUUUAAGCUGCAGUGAGUUUUAAAUCUUUUUAUUUCGAAACAUUAAGCCUUUAUUUUGAAGGCUUGGCUUCCGGUCCGCGGUGACUCGGUGGACCUUGACUCAGUCCGGCUAUAAGCCGCUGGAAUCCAGCUGUGGGUCCAGAUGAGGACGACGGCAGGACCGGGAGGCUGACGGAUCACUGCCGCUGGCCGCACGCACCGCCUCCUCCUCCAGCUCCGACCCGCAGGACCAUCAUGCGGGACCCGCGCACCUGGACCCCCGCAUUCCGCCCUGCGGAGCGGGGCAAACCGGCCACCUACACCGGGGAGAAGAAGGCGCAGCUGGUGGCCAAAGCCAACAAGAAGUGGGUGAGACUGGCCACCGUGGUGGGCUACGUCCUGUCCGUGUCCGUGGGCGCCGUCAUCCUGGCGGUUUACUACAGCCUCAUCUGGAAACCCACAUCCGGACCCGCACUGACCCGGACCGGUAUCUCUGAAACUUGUAUAAACAACAGUUCUGUUAAAGUUCAGGUUUUUAAAGAAACCAGUUCUGAAACUCACAGAACCGGAUCAGCGGACAGUCAGACCGCUCCGGGUCGCCCGGUCCCCUCCUCCGGACCGGCCGAGCCCCCUCAGGCCGGAGAGGGCGUCACCUCCCCGGCCCUGACCACCGCCGGGCCCCCCGCUGUGACCGCGGAGGAUCCGUCCAACCUGCCGACCCACCGGGACCCGGCUGCUGGCGUCGGGGGGACGGAGACGGACCCCGCAGGGUCCGGGAUGGAGGAGCUCGGUGACGGUGCAGAGAUCUUUGUGAGGAGAAGUGACGGAUUGUUCCCACGAUAUUAGUGACUCUUUCAAAAUAAAACCCAGCUGUCAGCUUAUUAUUUCCUGUUGAAUGCAGUUUGGAUCAGUUCGUGUCUUUAUUAUUAUUAUUAAAUUAUUUAUUAUUGUCUGUUUCAUCUCUGUAGCUUCUUCAGUAUUCAUGUGUUCAUUUAGCUUUUCCAACACCAGGACUCCCCACAGGGAAAGUCUCCUGCAGUCUGAUCUCUGAUGUUCAUUAUUUUACAUGUUCUGCUCUCCUUUGUUGAAAUGUUUUCUUUUACUAUAUGUUUUUUAUUUCGCCAUACAUUUAAAUCCACACAGAAACCCAAAAUAAACAGAUUGGAAUAAAUCCAAAGAUGAACCCAUCAACCUUUAGACUUAAAGGACUCCGGCCCAGCAAGCUUUAUCUGGCGGCCAUCUUUGUUUGGGUCAAGAAGUCAGACAGAACAUCUGUUGUUCCAGCAGGACAGGAGCGUCUGAGGGUUUCAGGAGGUUUGUUCUCUGCCUAAUUUCUGUUUCUGCUGAAGUCUGAUGAUUUGAUGAAGCAGGCUGAGGGAUUCAGACUUCACCUUCUGUCUCAGAGGAAUCUGAUAAACUGUGUGAUGGACGCAGGAAGGAAGAGACUCGUUACCACAAUUAACUCCUGUUUACUUCACUUCCUGCUGCUAAACCCUCUCUGUGUCUGUAUGAACACACAAAACUCUGAUUGUUUUAUUUAACAUUAAAAACAUUUAAAAAAUGAUUUGCACCAAAGUCGUCAGGAGAAAGUGUGUGAAUAAUGAAUGAAAGUCUGGAGCACAUUGAAAGGUGAUGUCAUUUUGAGGGCCUCUGUGAUUUUCCAUGAAAGAUUAAAGUCUGCAAACACAGAAUAUUACAACCUGAUGUUUUUGCAUGUUUAAAAAAUGUUCCAGGUGAAAACCUUUCUGGAUCUGUGAGGACCGUGUCUGAAGUUUACUUUAGAGGAAGAAGAUGGAACCGCAGUUUGACCUCUGCAGAACGAGACGCUCACCUCAGUCAGAGAAACAGGAAGUAACCACAGACCUUAAACCUUUAUUUCCUGCUCAGCUCUUCAAAACAAACUGGGGAUCAAUUCAUCUUUAAUAUUUUGUCAUGAAACAUCUUAAAGUCCCACUGAAGUGGAAAUUACUUUUCACAGUUUUGAUAUUAAAA
Micropterus salmoides (largemouth bass) is the source of this 2287-nucleotide messenger RNA. RefSeq lists its product as uncharacterized. The transcript is spliced from 2 exons. The record is from RefSeq and is a predicted model, not a curated record. The coding region runs from base 551 to 1141 and encodes 196 amino acids. NCBI's taxonomy places the organism in Eukaryota, Metazoa, Chordata, Actinopteri, Centrarchiformes, Centrarchidae.